GCCGGGCGGCGGCGGUGGCGGCGGGCUGGGGCGGCUCAGUGCGCCCGGCUCCGCUCGCAUCUCUCCGCUUCGAGUCGCUUCGCCGCGGUUCACCCGCGCCCCGGCCCGGCAUGGCCGCUCCGCCGCGCCGCCGCUCCGCGUCUCCGGCCCCGCUGCCGCCGGUUCCGCCGGUGCUGUUGGCGCUGGCGGUGCUGCUGCUCGCCGGGCCCGGUGCGGUGGUGGCGGCGGCGGCGGCUGCGGCGUCGCGGGAACCCCCCGGACCGUGCCGCGUGAAAACGGUCACCGUGUCCACGCUGCCGGUGCUCCGAGAGAACGACAUCAGCUGGAGCGGAGCCCCGCCGCCCGCAGCCGCCGAUUCCCGUCUGCUGCUCUUCGUUCGCAGCGAGCUGCCCGGCCGAGUCGCCGUGCAGGACGAUCUGGAUAACACCGAGCUGCCCUUCUUCACCCUCGAGAUGUCGGGGACGGUGGCAGACAUCUCAUUGGUGCACUGGAAGCAGCAAUGGUUGGAAAACGGCACCCUGUACUUCCAUGUCUCCAUGAGUAGCGCUGAGCAGCUCUCCCGGACCACCCCCCCCAGCCUCCAGGAGCCUUCUGAGAUCGUGGAGGAACAGAUGCACAUUCUUCAUAUCUCCGUCAUGGGUGGGCUGAUUGCCCUGCUCCUGCUCCUCUUGGUCUUCACAGUGGCCCUGUACGCCCAGCGACGAUGGCACAAGCGCCGCCGCAUCCCACAGAAGAGCGCCAGCACUGAAGCCACCCACGAGAUCCACUACAUCCCCUCGGUGCUGCUGGGCCCCCAGGCCAGAGAGAGCUUCCGUAACUCACGCCUGCAGGCCCACAACUCGGUCAUUGGUGUGCCCAUCCGUGAGACCCCCAUCCUGGAUGACUAUGAGGAUGAGGAGGAGGAGGAGACGCCGCAGCGGGCAGAGCCCAGCAGCAGGGAGGAUGAGUUUGGCAGCCAGGUGACACGAACACUGGAGAGCCUGGGCCGGGGUGGGGAGGAGAAGCCUGACUACGAGAAGAAAGCUCCCGAGGUGACUCAGGAGACAGUGGAGUCCCUGAUGCAGAAGUUCAAGGAGAGUUUCCGCACCAACACUCCCAUCGAGAUCGGGCAGCUCCAACCAGCCCUGCGCAGCACUUCUGUAGGGAGACGCAAACGCCGGAGCCGACCCCGAGGUGGCAUCGGCUUUGGUCGCGCCAAAGGGAACUCUGGCUCAGAGGCAGAUGAUGAAACCCAGCUCACCUUUUACACCGAGCAGUACCGGAGCAGGAGGCGAAGCAAAGGUUCAAUGAAAAGCCCCGUCAACAAGACAGCCCUGACCCUGAUUGCUGUCAGCUCCUGCAUCCUGGCCAUGGUGUGCGGCUCACAGCUCUCCUGUCCGUUGACCGUCAAGGUGACGCUUCACGUCCCUGAGCACUUCAUUGCUGAUGGCAGCAGCUUCGUUGUGAGUGAGGGGAGCUACCUGGACAUCUCCGACUGGCUGAACCCAGCCAAGCUGUCCCUUUACUAUCAGAUCAAUGCCACGUCUCCCUGGGUGAGAGAUCUCUGUGGCCAGAGGACCACCGAUGCCUGUGAACAGCUGUGUGACCAAGAAACAGGGGAGUGCAGCUGUCAUGAAGGCUACGCACCGGACCCCAUGCAUCGUCACCUGUGUGUGCGCACUGACUGGGGACACAGUGAAGGGCCAUGGCCCUACACCACACUUGAGAGAGGAUACGACUUGGUCACGGGAGAGCAGGCACCGGAGAAGAUACUCAGGUCCACGUAUAGUCUGGGACAAGGCCUGUGGCUCCCUGUCAGUAAGAGCUUCGUGGUGCCUCCUGUGGAGCUCUCCAUCAAUCCUCUUGCCAGCUGCAAGACAGAUGUUCUGGUGACAGAAGAUCCGGCAGAUGUCAGGGAAGAAGCGAUGCUGUCCACCUACUUUGAAACCAUCAAUGAUUUGCUGUCAUCUUUCGGGCCGGUCCGGGACUGCUCCCGCAACAACGGCGGCUGCACCCGCAACUUCAAGUGCGUUUCAGAUCGCCAGGUGGAUUCAACAGGCUGCGUGUGCCCCGAGGACCUCCGGCCCAUGAAGGACGGCACUGGCUGCUACGACUACUCCAAAGGCAUCGACUGCUCAGAUGGCUUCAACGGCGGCUGCGAGCAGCUCUGCCUGCAGCAGACCCUCCCUCUGCCCCACGACCCCUCCUCCAGCACCAUCUUCAUGUUCUGCGGGUGCGUGGAGGAGUACAAGCUGGCCCCUGAUGGCAAGUCCUGCCUCAUGCUGUCUGACAUCUGUGAGGGCCCCAAGUGCCUGAAGUCAGAUGCCAAGUUCAACGACACUCUCUUUGGGGAGAUGCUGCACGGCUACAACAACAGGAGCCAACACGUCAACCAGGGCCAGGUGUUCCAGAUGACUUUCAGGGAGAACAACUUCAUCAAGGACUUCCCGCAGCUGGCUGAUGGGCUGCUGGUCAUCCCGCUGCCCGUGGAGGAGCAGUGCCGUGGAGUGCUGUCUGAGCCCCUGCCUGACCUCCAGCUCCUCACUGGAGACAUCAAGUAUGAUGAGGCGAUGGGCUACCCCAUGGUGCAGCAUUGGCGGGUCAGGAGCAACCUGUACCGUGUGAAGCUCAGCUCCAUCACCCUCUCUUCAGGCUUCGCCAACAUCCUGAAGAUCCUGAGCAAGGACAGCAGCCGGGAGGAGCUGCUCUCCUUCAUCCAGCAGUUCGGCUCCCACUACAUUGCUGAGGCUCUGUACGGCUCUGAGUUCAGCUGCACCAUCCACUUCCCCAGCAAGAAGGUGCAGCAGCAGCUGUGGCUCCAAUACCAGAAAGAAACAACUGAGCUGGGGAACAAGAAGGAAUUGAAAUCCAUGCCGUUCAUCACCUAUCUCUCGGGCUUGCUGACAGCACAGAUGCUUUCUGAUGACCACCUCAUCUCAGGUGUGGAGAUCCGCUGUGAGGAGAAAGGCCGCUGCCCAUCCACGUGCCAUUUGUGCCGGCGCCCAGGCAAGGAGCAGCUCAGCCCCACGCCAGUCCUAUUGGAGAUCAACCGUGUGGUGCCCCUGUAUGCCCUUAUCCAGGACAAUGACACCAGGGAGGCUUUCAGAGGCGCUCUGAUGAGCUCAUAUUGGUGCUCGGGGAAAGGCGACGUGAUCGAAGACUGGUGCAGGUGUGACCUCAACGCCUUCGAUGAGAACGGGCUCCCGAACUGCAGCCCCCUCCCUCAGCCUGUCCUGCGGCUGUCCCCCAACGUGGAGCCCUCCAGCACUGUGGUCUCCCUGGAGUGGCUGGAUGUGCAGCCUGCCAUUGGGACAAAGGUAUCCGACUACGUCCUGCACCACAAGAAGGUGGAUGAGUACACAGACACGGACCUCUACACAGGAGAAUCCUUAAGCUUUGCAGAUGAUUUGCUUUCUGGCCUUGCAACAUCCUGUGUGGCAGCGGGUCGAAGCCAUGGAGAUGUCCCUGAAACCAGCCUCUAUUCAGUUAUUUUCAAGUGCCUGGAACCGGAUGGUCUGUACAAGUUCACACUGUAUGCAGUGGACACACGAGGGAGACACUCAGAACUGAGCACGGUCACCCUGAGGACAGCCUGCCCACUGGUAGAUGACAGCAAGGCAGAAGAGAUAGCUGACAAAAUCUACAACCUCUACAAUGGCUACACCAGUGGGAAGGAGCAGCAGACAGCCUACAACACACUGAUGGAGGUCUCUGCUUCCAUGCUGUUCCGAGUCCAACACCAUUACAAUUCCCACUAUGAGAAGUUUGGAGACUUUGUCUGGCGCAGUGAGGACGAACUGGGGCCCAGGUAAAACCCAGAACAAACCGACAGUUACAACCAAGUGAAACCGAAACCGGAAGGGAGGUAGCUGGAACCCGACUCCAAGAGUCCUCUGGUACCAUCCUCCAUUCUCAGCCUGGGAGGGGACAGCAGGAGAUGCAAGAAAAGCGGGAUGACACCAGCUCAGCUCAUCUGCGAGAGGGUGGGGAGGGAGCGGGGUAGCAGCUGAUAGGAGUUUCCCACCCCAUCCCUCACCGUUCACUGCUUUCUGCUCCUGCUUGCCCUCCUGCUGGCCAUAGAGUGGGUGCAGCCCUGGAUCACAGACUGUGACAGAGAUGCCUUUGGCACCGAUAUGACCUGGACUUCAUAAGCAGCUAAAUUUCAUCAGCAUGAGCACCUUCUCCUAUUCCCCCAUUUUUCUUGUUUGGUUUUGCCCUGUGUCACCCUCUCAUCUCCCACUGGAUGUCCAUCAUGAAGGUUUGUCCCCCAGGACUCUACCAGGCAAUCGAGGCCCAUGCAGUGGGUAGAUGCUGUAAGGCCAUCCAGCUGCAUCCACACCCCAGGGGUACCCUCUCCUUGUUCCCCUUAAUGCAAUCUGAUCCCAUCGAAAAAUUAAGAUGUAGCGUUCUUAACAUGAGUUAAUGUGACUCAGAGCAGCACCUCUGCUUGCGGUACUCUCAGCCCCACUGGAGGAGAUGGACAGUGCCAAAAACAGGGGUAAAAAACAAUAAAUCAAAUAGCAGCAUGGAAAGCCUCCGUGUGGGGAAGGGACCUGGUUGUCCCCAGAUUGCUGCGAGCAGAGGCUGGCCCUGGUUGGAAAGAGUCACUCAUAAGGUCCUGAGCCCACAACAGCAGGUGACAAUAACGCUAACACAGACCUGUCUCCCUUGGGCAAUUCCUAGGUGGGAAAAGCAGAUGGAAAAUCUCCUCCAUUCUGCAGAACUGAUAAAGGAGUUCUGCAAACUGGUCUGCCAUCAGGAUGCACGUAGGGCCUGAAGUGGGAUCUCCUGCAAGGGUGAAAUCGGGGUGGUGUGGAUGGGAGAGUUCCUGCCAAGACGCCUCAGGUGCUGAUGUGCUGACAGCCUGAAAGGGUUUAGAGGUGCUGUGCUCCUCUGAUGGGCUGGAUGGCACAUGAAGCAACCACCAGCAGAAAGGAGGAGGGUGAACGACUGAGAAGGAAGCAACCUUCUCCCAAUUACUUAUUUCCAUUGUUAAUUAGGUGGCAAGAAGCACAAGUGAAAGUUUGCUCAAGACCCAUUUUUGCUAAUGCUCUCUACACUGGCAGCCAUUCAGCUUUGCUCCAUAGAAGCCCUGAUCCCACUGGAUCACCCUUUCCCCAUAGCCCUGCACAGUGGGUACCAAGCCAUCUGUAUGGCUCCCAUGGCCAGGCCCUCUCCAGGAGCUUCCCAACAGACAGCUCCUCACCUUCUUACACUCAUCUGCUCUCCAGGCCUCCAGAUUUUGGGUUAUGAGACUAUUCUCUAGGUUAUACCCAUAGAAAUGACCCCAACAAUGGGUGAGAAGAGCCUGGCUCUUAGCACCUAACAGCUGUCAAUUUCCAUUUCUAGUUUUCCUACCUAUCUUUACAUCCAUCUCCAUGAGCUAAAUGAUUCCCCUUUUCUUCCUUGCUGUAGUGCCUGAAUAUUCAAAAAAGCAAGAGAAGGAAAAUAUCUUUCCUACCUGUCUUCUCCCAGUAGGUUGUAUAAAGCAGAAGAGUCCCCAGGAACAAGAAGAAUUAACAUUUGGGAAGAUGCUCUUUCAGAUGUGUGCUCCUUGCAGCAGGAACCCAAAGCAGCAGGAGACAAGCCCAGGCCACACUGAAGACAUCUCCAGGCUCUACGUGGGAUGGUUUUAACAGCAGCAACAGCACUAAGAUGCAUUGGACAUCUCAGUGACUCAAUGGGAUUAUGAACCCUACGAUGAAAUGAGCUCCCAGGAGUCUGGAACAACAUGAGCCCCUCUGGGCUGAAACAGGAGGAUGGAGCUAUAUGAAAGGGAAUUAUGAGGGCUGCUGCAGCUAAUGCCCUUCCUGCUGUAAGAUUACAAGCAGCUAAGCUCCUGGUCUUUCAAAGAUGUCCGACCUACAGGCCUGAAUGCUUAAUACUGACAAAUAUGGCCAAAAUUCUAAUACUUUCUCCCCAUAGCACAUACUUCCUCCUCUUCCCAUCUCCUAGGAAAACAAGAGCACGAAGCAGUUGUCAAAUAUACACAGCCAUAAGAGUGGGGUAAAGGAAGUUCAGAGAACCCCUUGGGUGGGUGGAGACCAAAAAGCAGAUUCCUUUGGCUGGCUGGUGUCCUGUUUUCUUGCCCCAAUGCUGAGGAAGAGACCAGAGGGUUUGAAAGGCAGGUUAUAGGUAAGCUUUAAGGCAGACUGUUUGGUUGCAUGGGGUUGUUUUCACCCUGUCCUGACACAGUAAGGAAACUAGUUGUAUGGGACAUAGCAGCAGCAGUAGCAGCAGCAGACAUGCUCAAAUGACAAGUGCGGGGGCGAGUUACCCUCUCUGCUCCUCAGAAGCAACCAUCCACAUUCCACAAUGCCAGUCCUGACUCCCCACUCCCUGGCUCCACAGCGGGAUCACUUGCCCACCUCUGCAGAGAAACCUCCCAGCAGCCCUGAGGCUUCUGGCCAGGUGACAAGGGGGCUUUUUGUUUGCUUUUUGAGGGUAGGGGGGAGAAGGAGGAGCUGUACAGAAAGGUCACUGCAGUCUGCUGAGCUCUCUGGCUGGAAGUAGCGUUCUUGUGAGGAGCAGAUGAGUCCCACGUCUCGAGCUGACUGGGCACCUGGCAAGUCACUUGCCAAGAGACACAGCCCUGCAGAGACCCCACCCCAGCAUCAGUGCCCCGAGCAUGAGAUACCUUGGCAUUCAGCAUCAGAAAAGGCUCAGCCCGGAGUCCUCCAAGAGCACAGCCUCUUCCACGAAUGGUCUGAGUUGUGAGUGCUGGAGAGGGGAAAGUGUUUUUGCGUUCAUCAUUAUCUCUCUCACUCUUUCUCUCUUUCUCUACUUAUUUCUAUAAAUAUGUGUACAUAAAUAGCUUGUUUCUCGCCUUAAAUCUAGAUAUGAACUGUUCAAAUUAGGUGGGCAUAACAUGCUGUUUUGAUACAUGAAAGUCUUCUCGACUUGACUCUUGGUUGUUUCUUGUCAUCACUAUUUAAGAUAUAGUUAAUACAUAAACCCCUACUUUGAGUUCUCCUUGGACAAAAAUUAAAGGCAGACUGGUUGAAUUCUAAGGGUCUCUGGUGCAGAAAUGCCAUCCAGUUGAGCAGCUAAAUGUUAAAAAUGAUACCAAAAGGGAUGUGGUGUCUCUCUCCAUUCCAUGUCACUCGGCGUUACCCAAGACUGAAGCCACGGAGUUCUUUCUGAUUGUGCUCUUGGGCGUUGGGGUCCCGGCAAGCACACUCUCCUUGUAGGUCACAGGACAUAGGGAAGGGAGUAACCUGGGGAAGGAAACACAGGCACAUGAAGGGGGGGAAACACACAGCACCGUGGAGAAAAAAAAAAGACCUCUGGAGUGAUAUCCUCAGAGAUCAGCUGGAGUCUGCAGCUGCAUUAAUUCCUAUAGUGAUUCAUUUCAGCGGCUUCAGAUGAGCCACCUGUCCCUGCGAGAGGCUGUGAAAAGGAUAAAGAAGAACCUGCUCAGCUCAUGCAGUCUCUGGUCAGCAGAUCCUCCCUUAACAGCUCAGGUCAGGCUUGUGGACACAGCUGUCCAAGGAGAAACGUACUGCUCAAGCAACCUGGGGGUGUUUGGGGUAGUCACCUAAAUGCUGGGACUGCAUUACGCUGCCAGACUCUUCUAAAGGGCCAUCCUUCCUCCAGAGCCUGCAGACAUCAAGUGAUGGCACAGCUACCUAGCAGAUCAGUGAAAGUGCAACUGGGCAAACAGACUUCUCCAAAUACCUGCUGAGUUUAAGGGGAAAAGAUGCAGCUAACGGGCACUGAGAAACAGCAAAGGAACACAAGUGAGUGGCUGCUACGUGCAGACAAAACCUGACCAUGAUCUCUGCAGAAGCGUGGGAAGGAGCUGAAACAAGACUGCAGUGCCUGGCUAGCAGACGUUGAUUUUGGCAUAUUGCAUCAUCGCGUUUACAUAAAGAAAAGGGGGUGCCAAAGGAACAGUGUCUUCCUUGUCCUGAAGUGAAUUCCCAAGAAUUUCUCCCAUCUGCACAGACUCAGGAAUGACCUCAUUCCCCUCCUUAACACUCCUUCCCAGACAGUGCCACAACCUGUUCGGUGCUCCUGAUGUCUGCACUCCAUGGCCUUGCUGCCACACGUUUGCUCUCUCUUUCACAAACACGUUUCUCCAGGCCAUGAAGGUAUGCCCGUUCCCUAUACAUCAACAACACAUCUAGGAAUGCAGACCAAGCGCUGUGCGUGAGCACACAGCUGUCAUUUCCCAAAGACCUUCCAUACGUGUCCCUGCACGUCCAUCAUAGCGUGCUUUUCUCCUGACACAUGAGAACGGGAUAGAGGGGUGUGGGUCUUUAUUUCACAACUGGGGAGCGUACGGCAGGGACAUGCUGACAGAGACAUUAAAUAGCCAACACUCAUCACCACAUCAGGCUUCAGAGAGCCUCCUCCUGUUGCUUUUGACUUCUAUUCCCAGAAGACGUGACCUUCCUCACCAACCUACGGCCUCAGUGACUUGUGAGCUUAAGAACCAAGCAGUGAAUAACCUGAAUCUACUGAUGUGCCAAUGUGGGGGGCUGCAAAGGAGAGAGAGAGAGUCCAAAAGGUUAAAAACAAAUGGAUUCAAGUAACCGGAUACUAAAGAAGCUUUAGAAACUGCAGAAAACAAUAGGAGCUUACGGGUCACUUGAUCCAACAGAAGCCAGCCACAGUAGGACUGUUCCGUAUCACAGUAUUAUGAAUAUUCUUCGAUAGGAAAAUGGAGAAGUCUGUAAACAAUGGGGUUCGGGAGGGACUGUUUAACGACUGAAUUAAAAUACUGCAGAGAAUAAAAUGACACAUGAAAGGAA
Coturnix japonica (Japanese quail) is the source of this 8735-nucleotide messenger RNA. RefSeq names its product astrotactin 2 (gene ASTN2). The record is from RefSeq and is a predicted model, not a curated record. Gene Ontology annotation, biological process: neuron migration; neuron cell-cell adhesion. Gene Ontology annotation, molecular function: inositol 1,3,4,5 tetrakisphosphate binding. Gene Ontology annotation, cellular component: membrane; endosome. Lineage: Eukaryota; Metazoa; Chordata; Aves; Galliformes; Phasianidae.